CCAUAUUUGAAUAAAAAAAUCUAUUAAUCUAGCAUAACACACUGGAUUUUUCUCUGGUUCUUACCUUUUUCCUUUAAGCCUCUUCCAUCACAAGUUCACUAUAAAGGAAGCCAUUGAAAUUAAGGUGAUGCCCAAGUUAAAAUUUAUUAACAUGGCAAGUUUAAGAUCUCAUUUGUAUUUCUUCAUUUUCUUUGCAAGUCUUUCCGUUCCAUCUAGCAGUACUCAAAGCAAUUCCUGGUCUCAAAAGAAUCAGGUUGCCUUAUUCAUCUUUGGAGAUUCACUAUUUGAUGCCGGUAAUAAUAACGACAUCAAUAAUGCUACUGGCCGAGCAAAUUUCUGGCCGUACGGAGAAACAUUCUUUAAGUAUCCUACAGGGAGGUUCUCCGAUGGCAGAAUAAUUCCAGAUUUUAUUGCUGAGUACUUGAAUUUACCAUUCAUUUCACCAUAUCUCCAGCCUAGUAAUGAUCAGUAUACAAAUGGAGUAAAUUUUGCUUCAGCUGGAGCUGGUGCUCUAGUUGAAACUUAUCCUGGAAUGGUGAUAAACCUUAAAACUCAGCUUAGUUAUUUCAAGAAUGUGGAGAAGCAACUAAAUCAGGAACUAGGAGAUAAAGAGACUAAGAAAUUAUUGUCCAAAGCCACUUACUUAAUCGGCAUUGGUAGCAAUGAUUAUAUAUCAGCUUUCGCUACAAAUUCCACUUUGCUUCAACACAGUAAAGAAUACGUCGGGAUGGUCAUCGGUAACUUGACAAUUGUGCUCAAAGAAAUAUAUAGAAAUGGGGGAAGGAAAUUUGGAGUUGUAAGCUUGGGUUCAUUGGGUUGUAUACCAGCAUUGAGAGCAAUUAAUAAACAGAUCAAUAACUCAGGUGGAUGCAUGGAAGAAGUUACGGUUCUAGCGAAAUCACACAAUAAAGCACUUUCUAAAGCACUUGAGAAGUUAGAAAAAGAGCUAAAAGGAUUUAAGUAUUCAUAUUUUGAUUUCUAUACUUCAACAAAUGAUAGAGCCAAUAACCCUUCAAAAUAUGGCUUUAAGGAAGGGAAAGAGGCAUGCUGUGGCAGUGGUCCAUAUAAAGGAAUUCUAAGCUGUGGAAGGAAUGCAGCAAUAAAAGAGUAUGAAUUAUGUGAAAAUCCAAGUGAAUAUUUGUUCUUUGAUAGUAGUCAUCCUACUGAGAAAUUCAACAAUCAACUUGCAAAACUGAUGUGGAGUGGAAAUCCUGAUAUCACAAUCCCUUGCAAUCUUAAAGAACUAUGUGAGGCAUAAACAUAUGCAAGUGAUAAGGCUAUAUGUAUGAUAAAUAAGGUCAUGUGUUUGGUUUAUAAUAUAAAAAUUAUGCUUUUUGCA
This is a messenger RNA of Ricinus communis (castor bean), 1339 nucleotides long. RefSeq names its product GDSL esterase/lipase 2. Gene Ontology annotation, molecular function: lipase activity. Gene Ontology annotation, biological process: lipid metabolic process. Lineage: Eukaryota; Viridiplantae; Streptophyta; Magnoliopsida; Malpighiales; Euphorbiaceae. The transcript is spliced from 5 exons. The record is from RefSeq and is a predicted model, not a curated record. Bases 128 to 1258 code for a protein of 376 amino acids.